Messenger RNA from Trichoderma gamsii, 720 nucleotides. RefSeq lists its product as hypothetical. Bases 1 to 720 code for a protein of 239 amino acids. The record is from RefSeq and is a predicted model, not a curated record. The transcript has 3 exons. Lineage: Eukaryota; Fungi; Ascomycota; Sordariomycetes; Hypocreales; Hypocreaceae.
AUGGCAGAGCCCCAGCCACCCUUCCCAGGAGCAGAUCGAAUCCGCUCAUUAACAGACCAAGACUCCAUCUUCAGAGCCUUUGACGCCUACCCCUGGACCAAAGACUCGGCCUUUCUGUCCGGCCUCCGCGCCAUCCUCGGCGCCCCAAACCCAUCCAACCCUCAAAACGGCUCCCUCCGUGACAUCGCCACCCACGCCCGCAUCUUCUACUACGCCCAGCGCAUCGGCGUCCAGAUCGACUUCGCCGCCUACCAGACCUGGCUCUCUCAGCACCCAGAAUACCCGCCUCCGCACAUCAUCCCCUCAGAGUACGAACAGCAGCAGUCGUCGGAAUCACCAUCGGCAUCUUCUGCUUCCGCAACAGCAUGGCAGCAAGCCGCCCCCAAAGCCGACCUCUACGUUGACCGUAGUGCCCAGUCUCAGGCUUCUGGCGAGGGCGGCGAACCAUCGUAUCCUUUGGCUUUCGCAGAGAUGAUCAAGCUUAUCCAGGAAGGCAAGCCGAUUCCCGGCAUCAGACAGAUUCCCAACACUAUUGAACGAGAUUCCACUGUUAAACCCGUGGGAUCUCGCCCCGUGCCCAGGAAACCUUGGGAAAGAGAGGCCACCACAGCCGCUGAUACGGGUGCCGAUGGUAUCGUGAACGCUCUGGAUCUGGAAUUUCCCCCAGUUGAGCAUCAGGUAGAAGGAGAAGCAACAGCUGCUGCGACAGGAUCUUCAUGA